UGUAUAUAUACCCACAACAAACCUUCAAACCCACCCACAAAACAAACCAUCCAUCAUCAAAUCUCCCAUUAUUCUUCAAAUUCUCUCCAACGUUAUAAACCACCUUCAAUCAACGUUAUAUAUAUAUCGGUUAUUAUUAAUUUUAUUUUCACGUAAUGGGCAACUACGUUUCAUGCACUUUGGCGCCUCCUUUGAUGAAGAACUCCAAGGCCACGAGGGUCAUCAUUCCCACCGGUGAAGUGAAGCAAUUCAGAGAGAUCGUGAAGGCUGCGGAGCUCAUGCUCGAACACCCCAGCUAUUUCCUCGUUAAUUCUCGUUCUUUGCAUAUAGGAAGAAGAUUCUCUGCUCUCGGUGCUGAUGAAGAGUUGGAGUCUGGCAACGUGUAUAUUUUCUUCCCAAUGAGGAGAGUGAACUCCGUUGUCACCCCCACCGACAUGGCGGUACUCUUUUUGGCUGCCAACUCCGCCGCCAAGAGAUUGUCUGGUGGAAAGGCACGUGUUCUCCCGGACAACUGCGACGGCGGAGCAUGGCAACAUAAAGAAGAGAGUUCAAAAGAUGGAAGUUUAAGUGAGAUUCCAAGGUUGAGUUUGGAAGGAGUCGAGUCAGGGUUUCAGUGUAGGUUAAAUUAUUGUAGGUCAAGGAAGCCUGUUUUGGAGACUAUAAAUGAGGAACCUGUUAGGUUACGGUGAUGAUGUAAUGGAACUCAAUUCGUUUAGCAUCAGAAUUUUUUUUAGCUUCAAGAGAGAUUUAAUUAGUAGAAUUAUACAACACUUCACAAAAAAAAAUAUCUGAUCCCUAGCAUUAAAUUUGUACAAAAUUCAUAUAUACAAAGAAAAAGUUUGCGUGUGAUAUGUAUUGAUUAUUAUUUUAA
Messenger RNA from Glycine soja, 871 nucleotides. RefSeq lists its product as uncharacterized. The transcript has a single exon. Bases 156 to 689 code for a protein of 177 amino acids. The record is from RefSeq and is a predicted model, not a curated record. Lineage: Eukaryota; Viridiplantae; Streptophyta; Magnoliopsida; Fabales; Fabaceae.